This is a messenger RNA of Psammomys obesus (fat sand rat), 3242 nucleotides long. It is a transcript of the gene Slc13a5, whose product is annotated as solute carrier family 13 member 5. The transcript is spliced from 12 exons. Lineage: Eukaryota; Metazoa; Chordata; Mammalia; Rodentia; Muridae. Gene Ontology annotation, cellular component: membrane. Bases 16 to 1761 code for a protein of 581 amino acids. Gene Ontology annotation, biological process: monoatomic anion transmembrane transport; citrate transport. Gene Ontology annotation, molecular function: succinate transmembrane transporter activity; citrate transmembrane transporter activity; sodium:dicarboxylate symporter activity. The record is from RefSeq and is a predicted model, not a curated record.
UCUCCCUUCUACGAGAUGGCUUCGGCGAAGACUUAUGUGACCAAGUUCAAGUCCUUCGUGAUUUUGUUCUUCACCCCGAUCCUGCUGCUUCCACUCAUCAUUCUGCUACCUGACAAGUUUGUCAGGUGUGCCUAUGUUAUUAUCAUCAUGGCCAUCUACUGGUGCACAGAUGUCAUCCCAGUGGCUGUCACCUCCCUCCUGCCCGUCUUGCUCUUCCCACUUUUGAAGAUAAUGGACUCCAAGCAGGUAUGUAUCCAAUACAUGAAAGACACCAACAUGCUGUUCUUGGCCAGCCUCAUUGUGGCUGUGGCUGUGGAGCGCUGGAACCUUCACAAGAGGAUUGCCCUGAAAUUGAUGCUCUAUGUGGGGACCCAGCCUGCACGGCUGAUGCUGGGCUUUAUGUUUGUCACGGCUUUCCUGUCCAUGUGGAUCAGCAAUACUGCCACCACAGCCAUGAUGAUACCCAUUGUGGAGGCCAUGCUGCAGCAAAUGGUAGCUGUAAAUGCUUGUAUGGACACCUGCCAGGAGACACUGGAGCUGCCGGACAAAGACAAGGCCACCGAGUUGCCGGACAAGGACAAGGCCAGCGAGUUGCCAGGAAACCCGGUGAUACUUGAAGACCUCACUGUGCAGAAGAAGGAUGAAAAAGACAUAAAGAACAUGUACAAGGCUAUGAACCUAAGUGUGUGCUAUGCAGCCAGCAUUGGGGGUACUGCCACCUUGACCGGGACAGGACCCAACAUGGUUAUCCUGGGCCAGAUGCAGGAGUUGUUUCCUGACAACAAAGACAUCAUAAAUUUUGUAACUUGGUUUGGAUUUGCCUUCCCUAACAUGCUCAUCAUGCUGGUGUCUACCUGGUUUUGGCUCCGGUGUUUGUACAUGCGAUCCACUUUCAAAAACUCUUGUGACUGCUACGGGCAGAAGAGCAGGAACAAUGAGGAGAGUGUCAACAUGGUGCUGCAGGAGGAGUACAGGAAACUGGGGUCCUUGACCUUUGCUGAAUGCAACGUGCUCUUGUGCUUCAUCCUGCUUAUCAUCCUAUGGUUCUCCCGAGACCCUGGAUUCAUGCCUGGCUGGGUGUCCAUCGCCUGGAUCAGUGGAAAGACCACUUAUGCCACUGAUGCCACAGUGGCCAUCUUUGUGGCCAUCUUGCUUUUUAUUGUGCCUUCAGAAAAGCCCAAGUGCAACUUCAGCAGCCAGACUGAGGAAGAAAGGAGAACUCCAUUCUAUCCCCCAGCACUGCUGAGUUGGAAGUUCACCCAACAGAAAGUACCCUGGGGUGUCGUGUUGCUCCUGGGGGGAGGACUUGCUAUGGCCAAAGGAUGUGAGACAUCAGGGCUCUCCGAGUGGAUGGCAAGACAGAUGGAACCCAUGGGCUCAAUGAGUGCCGCUGCCAUCACCUUGAUCUUGUCCUGCGUUGUUGCAGCAACCACAGAGUUCACAAGUAACGUGGCUACCACCACCCUGUUCCUGCCUAUCUUUGCCUCCAUGUCUCGUUCCAUCGGCAUCCAUCCACUGUACCUUCUGCUUCCCUGCACCUUGAGUUCAUCACUUGCCUUCAUGUUGCCUGUGGCCACCCCGCCUAAUGCCCUCGUGUUUGCCUAUGGACACCUCAAAACUAUUGACAUGGUGAAAGCAGGAUUGAUAGUGAAGUUCAUUGGAAUCUCAAGUGUGUUUUUGUCGGUCAACACCUGGGGACGGUCCAUAUUUAACUUGGAUGUUUUCCCUGACUGGGCCAACUCAACAAGAAUUGACACUUAGGAAGAGUCACAAGACCACAAGCAUGACCCCCUCACCCUUCUAAGGACUAUGAAUCUUCUGGCACACCUUGCACAGAGUACUGGUGCUCAAACUUCUGUGUGACCCAAUGACACCAACCCCCCUAAGAUCUAGCCAACUAGCCACCACUUCCUCCAGACUCAGAUUCAGGGAUGAUAAUAUGUAAUUAUCAGAAGGGAGGGGAACCCCUUUGAGAGGCCACAAGGUCCAUUUUCCCAAUACCUUGUCAUCUCCCUUGGGACAGGCAGGACAGAGAGGGACCAGAACUCAAGAUCCUGAACCAUUUGUCUUUGAAAGACUACUGGCCCCAUGCUGAGCUCUGGUUCUCACAUGCUUAUUACCACAGUGUCCACAUGGGGAUCAGACCACCAGGCUGAGAGGCCAGCCCCUGUGCCUCUUCUGGAUGCCCCCAGAUCACCUCUGUCACUCUAAAGGGACUUCCUGUCCAGGACAGAGCUCUGCUCUUGAAUAGCUUCCCCCUGACAGAGUGAGAGUCAAGGCCUCCUGAAGACUUGGACUCUACAUGGUGCCAUUACCAAAGGCUGGGCAACCUGAGGUGCUAACAUCAUGACAUUCCUGCUCACCCUUGGUUGACCUGUUCCCUACUUGCCUCAUAUUAAAUAAGAACUUAAACCGCUUUUCCAGAUCCCCAGUGAGCCUCCUUCAACUCCUAGAUCCCUUUAUUGUUUUAGCCAGCUGCUCAGCUCCCUGGCUCCCAAGAGAACCCCUGUUUUUCCAGGGAGCUCAGUUUGAUUCUUCUGGGAAUGCUCUUCCUGCUAGCCCUGUACAGCUGGGAUCACACUCCGAGGAUGAACAGUGGUGUGUCUGUGGGGGAUUGUGUCAAAGCAGGCUACCUGAGUCUUCCCUUGGCUAGAUCCAGAGCAGAUUCCACAGCUCAUUUCAGAGGGCUGGGCCACUGCACAGUUUAUCUGUCUCGCUGGAGUCUGAGCUCCUCUGGGAAGGCCUUCUCUCUGCUGGCUGUGCAUUGUGGCCAGGCCUGUUGGCAAUAGAGCAUGGCUGAGAAUGAGCAGAGUCCUUGUGGGUCCCUGAGCAGACAGACCCUGACACAGUAAAUUGACAGACCCAAUGGUAUAGGAAAUUCAGAAUGGCCAUGGAAACCCAUAGUGCCCCUCACAUGAAAGGGAGACAGGAGAGGAAGUGCUCCCUUGUCCUUCAGGGACACUCUCUUCCCUGCUUGUAUCCCUCUGAAAAGAAGCAUUGAUGGGUAGAUAAGGUCCAUGAAUGUUAUUUUUCUGGGCAGAAGACAGUAUGGGGACCCAAGGAGUCCCCAUCAAAGGCCAAGUAUCUGUCCGGUUCCUUGGGAGAGAUGACUCCUGACCACACUGUUGAAGCUUGCUCUUGUCAAAAACUCUGUCUGCUAUGGAAAGUUCCAGUGCGCUGACUGGUCUGUGAUUUCAUGCCUUGUGGAGGAGACAGAGGGAGGUAGAUGAAUAAACAGUUAU